CUUUGACUCUCACAGAGUAGGUAAUCAAAAGUUCUUGUGAUGUUUGUAAAUACAAAAAUAUUUAAAAUUCUUUAAAGUAUGUUCAAUAAGAGGAGGAGGAAUAAAUACUCAUGGCUCUGAAAUGAUACUCCAAAAAUAUGCUUCACAAAUGGGUUCUAAUGUUGAUGACAGUGCUGAGCAGUCGCAAGGAACGAGGGUGUAGACUGAACACCAAAAUCGACUUCCGAGAGCCCCAACCUGUCUUCAUUCACCACGGAACCCUGUUGGAGCCCACCGACGCUGCUGGAAACAUCUUCAUGGCACAGGGAGACAGUAUCACCAUCAGCUGUGACCACUUCAUUACUCACCCUCAUACGAUAAACCUCAGGACAAUAGCAACAGUUACCUGUGAAGCUGGUGAUACGUUCAGAAACGAUGCCUGGCUGUCCACUCCUGGACAGUUCUCUCUGUUUAGAUGCUCCUCACCUCCAAACCAUAUGAGCCAAAGGACUAACAGGACCUGCUACGAUGGUAAUGUAAUUUAUGAAGUGGGGUACAAGGUUCAGAAUAAUUUCUAUCCGUUAUACGAGUCAUGUUUUAACGAGCGCGAAUUGCACCCUCUGUACAGUAAAUACACGCAAAAGCCAUACAACUACAACUUUCAAACUAGGGUUAAAAGACCAAUUUUUAAGGACGAUGGAGUGUAUUCUAGAGAAUUCGAUGUGCCUGUUGAUUGGCUACUGAGUCCUAAAGAACAGCGUCGUAGGGUUGCAGAGCUAGUCGGCUGUGCUGUAGACAGAUACAUAGUACCAGGGUUGCAGGAGUUGUCUAGAGGUCACUUGGCAGCUAAGACAGACUUCGUGUUUGCGUUCGGAGAGAGGGCAACGUUCCACUACGUCAAUUGCGCGCCUCAGUGGACCGGCUUCAACGCGGGCAACUGGAAUACCCUAGAGGUAGACCUUAGAAGACACAUCCACGAAUCAAAUUACAGUACGAUUAUUUACACUGGAACUUUUGGCGUCAGUCAGCUUCUUAGUGAUGCUGGAGACUUGGUGUACCUCUACCUUUACAAAGAUUCGAACAACAAUCCUGUUAUACCAGUGCCUCUGUAUUUUUACAAAGUGGUUUAUGAACCGAAGCUGAAUAAGGGGAUUGCCUUCGUUGGAAUCAAUCAUCCUUACUUAACGCUAGAAGAAGCUAAGAAGCUGGUCUUCUGUCAGGACCUGUGUCAUGGCAGCUAUAAUGUCUCUUGGCUCUCAUGGCAUCCCGAUAGUUCUAGGGAAGGGUACACUUUUUGUUGCACAGUUGAAGAUUUUCGCAAAACGGUGCCGUAUUUGCCUCCGUUCAAAGUCACUGGAUUACUACUGUGAUUAGGUAUUUAUAAAUUUCAAUUCGAUUUUUUAAAGACUUGUUAAAAACUUAAGUUACAUUAUUUGUACAUGUGUCGUAAGAAUAAAAUCAAAUAAAAAAAAUUAUCGCUGUGUUACAACCA
Molecule: messenger RNA, 1471 nt
Organism: Plutella xylostella (diamondback moth)
Lineage: Eukaryota; Metazoa; Arthropoda; Insecta; Lepidoptera; Plutellidae
Product: salivary endonuclease
Biological process (GO): apoptotic DNA fragmentation
Cellular component (GO): mitochondrial inner membrane; nucleus
Molecular function (GO): metal ion binding; nucleic acid binding; single-stranded DNA endonuclease activity
Source: RefSeq, a predicted model, not a curated record